This is a messenger RNA of Poeciliopsis prolifica (blackstripe livebearer), 3115 nucleotides long. Its product is annotated as gasdermin-E-like. The transcript is spliced from 10 exons. The coding region runs from base 354 to 1775 and encodes 473 amino acids. Gene Ontology annotation, cellular component: cytoplasm. Lineage: Eukaryota; Metazoa; Chordata; Actinopteri; Cyprinodontiformes; Poeciliidae. The record is from RefSeq and is a predicted model, not a curated record. Gene Ontology annotation, biological process: programmed cell death.
GCAAGUCUGCUCAUGCCCCGAUGGGCCGCGCAGAAACGUCCCACCGGGUCUCCGUGACUCCACCGGGUGGGCGGAGGAGCGGGACGGCCGCUGCGCCUUUUAACCCCAGAUCUGGUCCCGCUCACAUCAGUGCGGAUGAGAGCCGCCCAUCGGUCCGUUUUUUGCCUCUGGAUAUUUCUGAGUCGAGCCGGAGUCUGUCUCUCUCUCUCUCUCUCUCUCUCUCUCUCUCUCUCUCUCUCUCUCUCUCUCUCUCUCUCUCUCUCUCUCUCUCUCUCUCUGUGCAUCCUGACACCCGGAAUCCGCGCUCCAAACUCUGCGCCUGAGCUUUUCUCGACUCCUCUCCCGCCAAGGCCAUGUUUUCCAAGGCCACUGCCAACUUCGUCCGUCAGGUUGAUCCGGAGGGCAGCCUCAUCCACGUGUCCCGGGUCAACGACUCCCACAAACUGCUCCCCAUGGCAGUUGUGGUCAAGCGCAACCGCUUCUGGGUGUGGCAGAGGCCCAAGUACCAGCCGACUGAUUUCACCCUGGGCGAUCUGCUGCAGGGCGAUGAGGCGCUCCGACCCGGAGUUUCCGAGACAGAAUUCCUGACCUACAAGGAGACGUACCGGGACGAUCACUCCGGGAAGCUGGACACCGAGGCCGGUCCCGUCAACGUCGGUCUGGAGGGCCUGGGUUUGUCCAAGCUGGAGUCGUGUUUCGGAAAGCUGAAGAAAGAGGAGCUGGAUGUCAAGAAGCUGUUGAAGGACUCCGACGGAAGGUUGGUGGACAUGCAGCACGUCCUGGUGCAGCAGCUGGAGAAGCGCGCCGAGGUUCUGACGGUGGUGAAGGAGCGCAUCCUCACCGCCAACUCGUGCUCCGUCACCAUGACCAAGAAGCAGCAGUGCACCUUUCAGGGCGUGCUGGGCCUGAUGGGCCUGCUGGGGGGCUCCGUGAAGGUGCUUGGAAAGGACGUGAACAAUAUUGAGGUGGACAGCGACGUCUCCUUGGAGAUUCCCUCUGGCACCGUGAUCGCGUACAGCAUAAUGGAGCUGGAGAUCAAAAAGAACGGCCACUACGGAAUAUGCCUGCGACCCAGCGCCAUCGGAGGUUUCGAGAGCGACUCCAUCCCGUUGGACGGCUCGUCGGAUGCAGUGGACGGCAGUUUCGACCGGCACGGGGCUCGGGGAGGAGGUGCUCCUUUCGCCGUUUUUCACAGCGGAUGGUCGGAUGUGGACCUUUCUCCUCUGGCGGACCUCCCCAGGUCGACUCGACGUGAGCUGAUGGACAAGCUCCAAGAGGCUCUUCGAGAGAGAUUUGCUCUGUCCUACUUACAAAGUGAGCUGGAGAAGUUGUGUGAUUGUGAAACAGCGGAGACGCCCGUUAUUGGUGAGAAGGAGACAAUUCCUACAAGUUCACCUGUCCCUGAAUGCGUCCCCACUGGCUUCUCGUCACACCUGCCCUCAGCUUACCUGCUGGUCAGUGCCAUGGAGGAGCUGCCUGAUGAGACGCUGAACAUUUUGAGCGACAGUCGACCUGAUUUUCUGUCAGCGUUUGAUGUGCUGAUGUGCCGGUUAAAGGAGAGCGGCGGGAGUCUGUCCGUCCUGUCCGUUCCUGCGCCGCUGCAGGACAACCAGGUCUUCCAGCAGGCAGAGCAGCUGCUGGGCUCCAUCAGAGCGACGCUGAGGAGAGACGGCGAUCAGCUCCGGGUGGAGACGGAAAACGCGGACAGGGCUCUGGCUGUGCUCCUCGGCCUCAGCGUGCACGGCCUGGCCUUGCUCUGCACCGACAUGCGUUAGUUACGGCAUCUGCGUCUUUGUUGUUACAUUUAUCCCGUAUAAGCUUUUCAUAUUCCAGUGCUUGACGUCGUCAUAUUAUCUUUGCUCUACUCUCAGUUUUCCAAUUUGUGUUAUUUAUCACACAUAAAUAUAUUAUUAUUUAAAUAAACGGUUUGCGUUUUUUGUACAAAACUUACGAAUCUGGAUGGAGGAUUGAGCGCCAUUGGCAAUUUACCGUCAAUCCAGUUGUUUCUGUUCACAAUAACUAUUAUCCUCAGUUAUUGGUGAAUCCUGAAAACCUUUUUAUAUUUCAGUAAAUACACACUGACUAAAAGUUCAUAUGGGACUUGUCAUAGUUUGAACAGAAUUUGAGAAUUGACUGAUUUCUGACAAAACACAAGACGACGAAGCUUCAAGCAGUUUCUUUUGUCUCGUCAGGAACUUUUGCUCAAAAGAUGCUUUAGAAGAUUUUCUCUUUUUAAAAAGAACAAUAUAGUUUUAUAUUAAUUAGCACAAGCAUAUAUAUAUAUACUGCUCAAGAAAUAAAGGGAACACUCAAACAACACAAUAUAACUCCAAGUAAAUCAAACUUCUGUGAAAUCAAACUGUCCACUUAGAAAGCAACACUGAUUGACAAUCAAUAUCACCUGCUGUUGUGCAAAUGGAAUAGACAACAGGUGGAAAUUAUUUUCAUAUUUAUUUCAUUCAUUCAGAUCUAGGAUAUGUUAUUUGAGUGUUCCCUUUAUUUUUUGAGCAGUGUAUAUACAUGUUUCACAUUCCUUAAAUUACUGGUGUUAGACCAUCAAAAGCUAUGCAGUCUAUUUUGGUUAUUUCCUUUGCCAUAAGCUAAAAGCAUCAUGCUUUGAUGUUUAAUGACAUAAUUUCAUUGCCUGAAGACUUUUUUCAAAGUUUCCUUUUAUCGCAAAUGUAACACUUUUUUUUUUUUUUUUUUUUUACAUUUCCAGUACAAUACAUAUUGUUUUAAAAUGUGGAAGACUGUUUUGUUUUCUUUUUUGUGGACGCUGGUCAUUUAUUUUAGUUUUUUUGUGGUUUGUUUUACUAAAUUUGUAGCUUUAAAAUGGUUUGUGUAUUUGGUUUUACUGCAAGAAUCUAAAAGUUGUCGCAGUUGUGAUGCACCAUUUCGUGCAGUGUUGGACCCGGUAGAUCGUGUUGAUGCUGUCACAGUAAUGGACCAAAGGUGAUAUAUUAAAAAGGAUUAUGUGAUGUUGUGAGAAGGAACUUUGCUGGUAGGAAGUGUAGUUCUUUACUUCUUCAUUCAUCAAAGCACACAAUAAUCCCAUUAAUCAUACUGUAUGGUGUUCAUUGUGUAACCUGUUUUGAAUAAAGCUUGUUCAAGGACA